AUGGCGGCGGCGGCGGAGGCGGCGGAGCCCUGGCGGCCGGCGGCUCCGCGGAGGAGGCGCCCAGCGGCUCGGCGGCCGCGGCACAGGCAGAGGCCGGCGGCGGCGGCGGCCGGGGACCCCGAGGCGGAUCCCGACGUGGACGGCGGAGUCGUGCUUCGCCGCAUCCGGGAGGCCAGGGAAGACCUGCGAGUUUCUGAUUUCUGGAGCUCAGCACUGGAAACCAUCAACAGAUGCCUUAUGAGACAUCUGGGACAGCUGGAUGCCCCUGCGGGGACCCUGCCGGAAGCCAUUGGGAGCCUGCACCUCGACUCAUCACCCCCCGGCUCGGGGGCGGCUCCCGGCCGCGGCCCGAGAGCCAGCCUGGCCCCGGGGGCCCGCGGCUGGAAGUGUGUGUGUUACGGCGUCGGGAGCUUUGCCACCUGCGUCAUCGCCAGAAACCAGCUAGCGUUUUUGCUUCUCUUCCUGGAAGAGUGCCAGAUCCCCAGGAGUCACUGCUGGGUGUAUGACCCUCUGUUUAGCCGGCUGGAAAUUGCAGUGCUCACCGCCCUCGGGGUGACUGUCCUCGGGGAGAACGAGGAAGGGAAGCGGAGUGUGUGUGGCGAGCCCACCAUCUUCUACAUGCUGCACUGCGGGACCGCCCUGUACAACAACCUUCUGUGGAGCAACUGGUCCGCUGACGCCCUCUCCAACAUGGUCGUCAUUGGCAACAGCUUCCGCGGCCUGGAGGAGAGGUUGUUGACAAGGAUUCUGCAGAAAAACUAUGCCUAUGUUGCACAGGUUUUAGGCGGCCUGGAGGAGCAGGCACUGCCCCAGACGGCACAGUACUCGGACGUGUUCAAUGACACCUCUGUGCACUGGUUCCCAGUCCAGAAGCUACAGCAGCUCCCCGCCGACACCUGGGCAUCUCGGGAAGAGCCCGAUUACCGGGACUGCGAGGACCUCGAGAUCAUCAGGAGCCAGGCAGGUGCCUCAGCUGCCGGCCAGGCAGGGCCGUGA
Molecule: messenger RNA, 996 nt
Organism: Pipistrellus nathusii (Nathusius's pipistrelle)
Lineage: Eukaryota; Metazoa; Chordata; Mammalia; Chiroptera; Vespertilionidae
Source: the annotation of a GenBank genome assembly